Molecule: messenger RNA, 807 nt
Organism: Arabis nemorensis
Lineage: Eukaryota; Viridiplantae; Streptophyta; Magnoliopsida; Brassicales; Brassicaceae
Source: the annotation of a GenBank genome assembly
AUGUCAUGCUCUGUUCCUCCUUGUCUCCCUCCUCCACUAGAGAACACAAAAUUCUCUAGUUGUCUUAGUCUCGGACCGAAUCCCCAAAAAACCAACGAAAUCUUCAACAAGAUUUUCAUAGAAAACUACUCGAAAGUAGCUUUGGAAGAAUUCCAAUCAGAUCCAGAGCUAAGAGUGAAUGUUAUCAAAAACAUCAUCGCAUCUUUCAAUUGUCAAUUCCAUCAUGAGAUCAUUAAGGAGGAUUUAGGUUUCGCGCUACGGAUGAUAGGUGAAUAUUCAUCAUCUACAGAUAUCGAAGAUGGAUUAUCAGUUAUCAAACGGAGCAUUGGAGAAUUACCUUUCCCUAAUAAUCACAAUCAAAAUGUUCAAACAUAUCAUUGGUUUGAAGAGGGUCGUCGUAGACUAAUCAUCGAAGGAGAUUUGAAAUUUCAAUCUCAAAUAGCUAUAACACUAACCAAACUUAUCGAUAAACUAAAUGUCUUUCUAUCUAAGAGUUCUCCAGCAAGAAUCAGACAAGAACGAACAGAAGCUGUUAGGUUAAUUGUGUCCAUGCAGUUGCUACCUAAACCCGUGAAUUUGGGAUCUUCGACGAUUGUUUUUUACAGUGGAGAAAUCAGAAGAUGCAUGAGUUCUAUAUGCCAUCAAGAUAAAGAGCUUAAACAGGUUUGUGAAAAAGCAAAUGGUGAAAAUUUGGUUAACUUGCUUUCCAAGAAAUUGCAAGAUGAUCAUCAAAGAGAUUUGAGUGACCAAGCGUUGUAUCAAUUGGAAGCAAUCUUUUUCGGAUCCAAAAAUGUUAGUGAAACAUAG